Messenger RNA from Penicillium cataractarum, 1845 nucleotides. Its product is annotated as DUF4048 domain-containing protein. The record is from RefSeq and is a predicted model, not a curated record. Bases 1 to 1845 code for a protein of 614 amino acids. NCBI's taxonomy places the organism in Eukaryota, Fungi, Ascomycota, Eurotiomycetes, Eurotiales, Aspergillaceae. The transcript is spliced from 2 exons.
AUGGAGCUCUCCCCGGGAACGGGUGACGCCCUCAUCCACGGUCCUCAUCCGAAUGCGUCCCCGACUUCGAUGGCGGCCGCAACUACCACCACGGCCGAGGCCGUUCACGCUUCAGCACAGUCAACUACUACCCCCGAGAAACCACUGUCCCGAUCAGCCUCUCUUUUGCAACAGAAGCGGUCUUCACUGCCUCCUCGUGCUCACGCCGGAGCUCGCCACGCCAAACGCUUAACCCUAAACUUUCCCAUCAACAUUCCGCUGGACCAGCCUCCAGCUGCUGCCUCCGAUCCGAGUGUCUCUUCCCCAGGAUCCAUGACCCCCGUGACACAGUCGUCGACUCGUCCGUCCCCUGCGCUCCCCGCGGGGACUCCUAUGCCGUUCGAUGUCGAGGACGACGGCUACGAUUUCCUCCGCGCCAUCGCCUCGCAGGAACGAAAGGUAUUGGAGCUUCGAGAGGAGCUGCACCGGGCCGAGACGGAGCUGUCGACCUUGAAGAAACAGUGGGCACAAUCAGAGAAGACAAGGAAACGGACCGAAAUUAACCUCCAUGCCGAACCGCUGCUGCCGCUGCGAUCUCCCGAUCUCAGUACACCCGAGGCAUCAAAUUCACACCACCGGGAGCAGAGCUUGAGCUCGGUCGCAAGCUCAUCGGUGUCGCAAGAGCGGGUUAGUCGGGAGCUCGAGAGACGUUCCAGUGUUCGUGUAGCUCCUGUGGCUCCUCCUAAGGGAACGACUAUCUCGGCCAACGGUCGGCGAGUGUUUCAGGGGUCUCACACCCGGACGCUCUCUCUGCUAUCCCCGGUUACCGCGAGCAGUCCGUUGACUGCGGGUGCCAACACAUCUGAUAGUGAUCGAGUAGGUCGGACUCCACGAUCCGCGACUUUGCCCUCGGUUGAGCGCGAAACUGUCUCUAGUAUUGGAAGUCCCAUGGACGAGAGCCAAGUCCCAGAGCAUGUGCUGGCUCAGUGGCGAAAGAAUAUGCCCCCUCCUUCGAGGGAGGCUCUGGUACGAACGGGCAAGCAGAUGGCUUCGGAUCUACGCGAAGGCUUGUGGACAUUCUUCGAAGAUAUCCGACAGGCUACGGUCGGCGAGGAAGGUAUCAACGCGACGGAAUCACGCACCAUGUCUCCACCCAACGGGUCACUAGCACCAUCUACCGCGCGCAAGCGAGACUCUUUGGCGAAAUCACGCAGUCGAGAUCGACUCUCUGCAACGGGAACUGUCUCACGAUCGUCGUCUUCAUCGUCAUCACGGGGCAGGGGGACAGCGGCCGAGAAAACAUCUGGUAAAGACACCAAACCGGCGGACAUUUCUACGUCUUUCUGGCAUGAAUUCGGGGUUGAUUCACCAGCGCAGACGUCCCCCCGCCCCGGCGCUCAUCGCAGCCCCUCCGACAACACCAUCGCCGCCUCGACCCGACGGGACAAGACCGAAUCCGGGCCUCCCGAUCACCACUCCAGCAGUCAAGUCGAAACGGAUGAUGAUACCGCCGAUAACUGGGAUAUGUGGGAUACGCCGUUGCCUGCGUCCAAGAUCACGCAUACACCCUCGUCGAGCCGAUCGACGGUGGAAUCCUCGAAACAUGAUCAAUCGCCCAAUACCCAAGGCAGCAGCCCCCGAACGAGUGCUAGCUUUAGCGAGUGGAACCCGAGUUCCGCCGCGCCCGAUCCCAGCGUCACCGAAGGCAUCCCAUGGCCGACCAUCACGAAGCUGGCUCCCUCGAAACUCCAGCGCACCGCCUCGAAUCUCAUGGCCGAAUGGGAGCGUAGUCUUUCGCCAUCCCCGUCUCCCGAGCGGAAGGACUCACCCGGUUUUAAUCGCGGCAAAAACGACAAAAAGGACUAG